Molecule: messenger RNA, 2302 nt
Organism: Saitoella complicata NRRL Y-17804
Lineage: Eukaryota; Fungi; Ascomycota; Saitoellomycetes; Saitoellales; Saitoellaceae
Exons: 1
Coding region: 259-2091 (610 amino acids)
Source: RefSeq, a predicted model, not a curated record
ACCAAAUUCACCACCACGGGAGAAGGUGAAUUCUUCGACGAGCAUUUGUUGACGAGCAAGGCAAACGGCUUAGCAGGGAAGGACUCGGUUGACAAACAUACUGUCGCUUCCGGACCCUAUCGGACCAGCGACCUCGGUCCGUUGACGUUACAUUCCACAGCUCUCACCCAGCAUACAGAUUUACACAGCCUCCACGGCAUACGUCCCGGCACAUCUUUCACGAGCAUACAUCCCGCGGCAACACAGCAUACACCCACCAUGUCCCGCAUGGAACGCUCCGAAUCACAAGGUUCCUCCUCCAGCACCUCUUCCUCACCCUCCUCCCUCCGUCGCCGUGUAUCAAUCAGGAACUCCACCUCCACGGACGACACCACAUACUCCUCUAUGCCUACAGCGGGAGUUACAGUUACACCGACUCGUCGGCUGCAGGGGAGGGCGAAAGUGUAUGAUUCCGAAACGCCUUCUUCACCACCGUAUCGUGCGCGCUACGGCUCCUCCGUGAAGGGCAGUCCCCGAAGUGGUGACGAAGAACCCGGAGCCCAAGAAGUCGUACAUAGCUUGAGGGAGGAAUUGAUGGCAGCCCAAUCCCUAAUCUCCUCCCUCGAACGCACCUGCUCCCUCCUAACCCUCGACCUCUCCCACGCCGAAGACGCCUACUCCAAUCUCUCGGACGAACACGAAUCCCUCCUCACACAAUUCCGUGCCGAGAAAAAGGCGCGGAGGGAGGAGGGGGAGAGGGUUAGGGUGCUGGAGGAGGAGGUUGCGGGGUUGGUUGGGGUUAGGGAGGAGUUGGAGGGGGAGUUGGGCGGGGUGAGGGAGAGGUUGCAGGAGCUUAUGGGGAGGGGGACGCCCCGGGUUGGGGAGCUGAAAGCGGAGGAGGGGAAGGGUGGGGAUUUGGGGUUCGCGCCGCCGACGCCCACUCUCGAUUCGCCUCUGACGUUUACCUCCUCCAUGUCUCUCUACACCGCAUCCUCCCUCUCCUCCCCAAUCCACCCCACCGAAUCCGCCACCUCAACAAUCGAAGCCCUACAAACCGAACUAGCCGACACAACGCAAGAGUUAGCGAGGUUGAGCGCCGUCGAGGACGAACUCCACGAGUUACAGGAACAGAAUGCGAGGUUGGUGGAGGAGGUUUCGGAGUAUCAGAUGCUACUGACGGAGAAGACUAUGGAUGGAAGUUUUACGGCUGGGGAGUUCAUGAGUGAGUUCGCUUCGUCUCCGCCGAUUUCGCCCACGCACUCGACGCCUGCUUCGCCGACCUCUGACAAUAUGGGCUUGGGAUUGGGGAGUUUGGCGAAUGAGUUUGCGGAGGUGGAGUCGAGACAAGAUGCACAGCGCAUCGUAGACCUCGAGAAACAAGUCAAGCACCUCACAGAAGGGAACAAAGCCCUCACGACAUACAUCUCGAACAUCAUCCAAAGACUCCUCGACCAUCGCUUCGAAGCCGUUCUCUCAAAGGACGAAGUACCACCCCCCAGUGAUGCGACGAUUCGUGCAGGAGAAGGGGGAGCUGGUGUGAAUUCGGCGCAAAGUACGCCGGCGAGGAUGCCGCCGACGCCGAGUACACCGUUGAGCCCGCUGCAUCGGUCGUUUGAUGACACUAACUCCUCGCCCACCCUUGACUCUCGACGGACGAAGGCUAAACGGUUUUCAUUCAUUUCGCGUGCUGCGACACAGCCCACGGACCCUCGACCCAGCCAUGCCCGGACCACGUCUGAAGCCACGCCGUUAAGUGCAACCAUUGUGCAUAGUCUCUACCGCGCCCCCGCUCCCUCCCUAGGUUCCCCCCAGCACCGCGCUUUGUUGCCGGCAGGGCGACCGCGUAUGCCGAUCCUCCCGCGUACGACGGUCGGUGGUGGGGUCGGACCCACUGAAGUAGACAGCACGCCUAAGGGGCAAGGGCAAGGUUUGAGAACGUUGAGGCUGGUUGAGCAGAAUAGUCCGCCUCCGCCUCCUCCAAAUCCAAAGAGGGCGAGUUGGUUGGGGGGUUGGUGGAAUGGGAAAGACAUAAAGGAGGAGGAAGCAGGCGACGGGAGGGAGAGGGAGAGGACGAUGAGUGAGGGGAGUGAGGCGAGUAGUUUGGGGAGGUGAGCGUUGACGUUUACGGAGACUGAGAAAGAUAAUGGAGGCGAAAGCGGGGGAGGGAGAGAAGUGAUGUGAUUUGGAAGUUAUGUUCGUUUGUUGGGAUUCUGGAUGGCGUUUGUACUGGAGUUUAGGCAUGUGAUGUUUGAUUUGGCUUGCGCAAUUGCAACGUUAGCCUAGCUGCGCUUUUGCUGCGUCUCCUAUAUUGUUAGUCGAGUAA